CAAUCUACUUAAUUACCUUUUCGUUGGGUUUGAUUUUGCUCAUGACAAAUCCAUAUCUCCAACCACUACUAACUAAAAUUCCUAGGCAAACUAUUCUCUCUCUCUAUUAUAUAAGCAAAUAAACCAAGUCACACAAACAAUCAAAAAUGAAUUCAAAAGAAGAGUUAACAACAAAGCCAUUCAAAGUAACGGUGACAAAAGAAGAGGUGGUUGCACCACUUCUACCACUACAAGAGCAUUGGCUACCGAUGUCCAACCUCGACCUCCUCUUGCCACCGCUUGAUUUUGGGCUUUUCUUCUGCUACAAGAAACCUAUAACCGCGGUGGCAGAGGAGCAUGUAGACGAGAUUCCAAUAUCAUUAUCGGUGUUUGGGGUUUUGAAGAAGGCCUUGGCUCAAGCUCUUUUGCCCUACUAUGCCUUUGCAGGCGAGGUGGUGAAGAACUUGAGCGGGGAGCCCGAGCUUCAAUGCAACAACCUUGGAGUUGAUUUCAUUGAAGCAUUUGCGGAGGUUGAGCUUAAAGAGCUCAACUUUUAUAACCCUGAUCACAGCAUCGAGGGCAAGUUUGUUCCCAAGAAGAGCCCGGGGCGAGUUCUCGCUGUCCAGGCGACUGAGCUCAAGUGCGGUGGAGUGGUGGUCGGAUGUUCAUUCGACCACCGCGUAGCCGACGCAUACUCAGCCAACAUGUUCUUAGUCUCAUGGGCCGAACUCGCUCGCUCCAAACCCCUCACACACCUUCCAUCCUUCCGCCGUUCCCUUCUCAACCCGCGCCGCCCAGGCCACAUAGAUCCCGCCUUCGAACACAUGUACAUCCCAGCAAUGCCGCCGCCACCCGAAGACCCCUCAGCUCCCCCAACAGACCACCUCAUCAGCCGCAUAUACCACAUCAAAGCCGAAGAACUCAACAAACUCCAAACCCUAGCUAGCUCGAAUAACAAGAGAAGAAGCAAACUCGAAUCUUUCAGCGCAUAUUUAUGGAAGUUAGUAGCCAAAAGCUCUCCCAACACCGAUUCCGAAAAGCCAUGCAGGUUAGGAAUCGUCGUAGAUGGAAGAAAAUGGUUAAGCAAAGGCGAUCAACAGACAACAAUGUCUUCUUACUUCGGAAACGUGUUGUCCGUACCAUUUACGGGAAAGAAAGUGAGUGACCUAAUCGAAGAGCCUUUGAAUGAAGUGGCUAAUGAAGUUCAUGAGUGUUUGGGAAAAGCAUUAAGGGAGGAACAUUUCUUGGGGUUGAUUGAUUGGGUUGAGAAACUUCGUCCGGUUCCGGGUAUGACUAGGAUUUAUAGUUACCGGAGAGAAGAUGGGCCUUCUUUUGUGGUGUCUUCCGGGCAGAGGUUUCCGGUUUCGGAUAUCGAUUUCGGGUGGGGCAAACCGUUUUUCGGGUCGUACCAUUUCCCUUGGGGUGGUGAUUGUGGGUAUGUGAUGCCCAUGCCGAGUCCGAGUGGGAAUGGAGAUUGGAUUGUGUAUAUGCAUCUCUUUAGGUGGCAACUUGAGGUGAUUGAGUUGGUUGGUUCUAAGGUCUUUAAGCCAUUGACUUUUGAUUACCUAAUCAAUUGUCAUUAUUGAAUAUUUAUAAUAAUAUUGGUUUUGUAAUUUCCCUCUCUCAAUUAUUGUUUCCAAACCUACAAAACUAUAAAAUUACAUAAAAAGAAUGUGUGUUUAAACAAUAAUUGUUCUCUACGUACAUUGUAUUUUAAUAUAGGUAUGUGAAACAAUUAUAAAAAGAAGGAUUUUUUUUUU
Molecule: messenger RNA, 1739 nt
Organism: Cannabis sativa
Lineage: Eukaryota; Viridiplantae; Streptophyta; Magnoliopsida; Rosales; Cannabaceae
Product: coniferyl alcohol acyltransferase
Exons: 2
Coding region: 147-1565 (472 amino acids)
Molecular function (GO): acyltransferase activity, transferring groups other than amino-acyl groups
Source: RefSeq, a predicted model, not a curated record